CUUACAUCUAUUCUUUCCCUCUUUCUCUUUCAAUAUUGUGUGUUUUGUGGUCCUUUCCCCAUUCUCUUUAUAACACAACACUCUCUUAUCACUUUCUUCCCCAUUACUUCCAUUCCAUUCCAUCAUCUCUUCUCUCCCUCUCUUCCUCUCAAAACAAACUCUAACAUAUAAUCCCUCAUUGAAAGCUUCCCCUCUUCCCCAUUCCCAUAUCUCUUUUUGCUCUCUACUUCUCCUUUUCAACUUACUUGUUAGCCAGCCACAUCUUCCCGAUAUUGCAAGCUUGGAAAGGUUGUUGUUGUGUAGCGAAAUAAACACAAAUCAUCUUUGUGGAACAACGAGGACAAUGUCGAGCCGGAGAACGUCGAGGCAGCAGUCUUCAGGUGUGCCGAGGAUCAGCGACGAUCAGAUCAUCCAACUUGUCUCCAAGUUACGUCAACUCUUGCCGGAGCUUCGCCACAGCCGCCGCUCCGACAAGGUGUCGGCGUCGAAGGUGCUGCAGGAGACAUGCAACUACAUACGGAGCCUGCACAGGGAAGUGGAGGACUUGAGCGACCGGCUGUCGGAGCUGCUCUCCACCAUCGACGCCGACAGCCCCGAAGCCGCCAUUAUCAGGAGCUUGCUCAUGUGAUUUGAUUUCAUCGCGCCAUCUCCACUUCAGCUAGCCACUCCGAUCCAUAUAAUAAUAUUUCUUCUAUAUUUAUCGAAAUAUCAAUUGACACAAACAAUUUAUAUGUGUAUGUUACUAUGUUUAAUUAAGUUUAUGUAUGUAUGUAUGUGUGUGAGAUCGAUGUAUGUGUGUAUGGCCGUGCAGUGCUAGCCAUCUCUAGUUUACUCAAGCCGGCGGGCUGUAUAUCUUAAUUACCGACCCCACCAUCUAUCCCUACCUAAUUAAUUUACUUGCCUUAAUUAGUUACUGAUUAUAUAUAUGUAUGUAUUUUGGGUUUAAUUAAGACUGAUCUUCUGGUGAGACCUAGCUGCCUAAUCAAUGAUAUACCUAUCUAUCUAUUUAUCUAUCUAUCUAUCUACCUAUUGGCUAGCUGCUGGUAGGCCCUGCUU
Messenger RNA from Linum tenue, 1056 nucleotides. The record is from the annotation of a GenBank genome assembly. Lineage: Eukaryota; Viridiplantae; Streptophyta; Magnoliopsida; Malpighiales; Linaceae.